GCAGAACUGAACACAACAAACGCAGUCAUGGCACCUAAAACCAGUGGACCAAUGAUCUACACUGCAGGACAAACUUCACUGACACAUAAGCUGAGAAAGCCAAUAGUGGAGAAAAUUCGGCGAGAACGUAUCAACAGCAGCAUUGAGAAGCUCAAGUCUCUUCUGGGCCAAGAGUUCCUGAAACAACAGCCCGACUCCAGACAGGAGAAAGCUGAUAUCCUGGAGAUGACGCUUGAGUUCUUCAGACGACAGCAGCAGUCCCAGAAUCCCUCCACCUGCUCUCCUGCAGUUAAUGAUGGUUACUUCAGAUGUGUACAGGAGUCCAUCAACUUCCUGACUCAAUGUCAAGUGCAGACCGAGUCUCAUAGAAGACUCCUGAAGAUCUUCCUCAACAUGAAGCCUUCAACAGAGAAGACGACGACACGUGUCCUGUCCCAGCUCAAUUCAGCGGUCUGUCAGAGCAGCAGCACAGAGAAAACUUCAACCUGCUGUCAACUCUGGAGACCUUGGCAAAAGCCAUUGUGAUUUUAAUAGACAACAAUGUUUAACUCUGUUAUUAGAGGACAUGAAUAUUGUAGACCAUUUGAAGAGAGGUCACCGGUAUUCCUAAUUUAGGAAUUCUAUGUAUUUUUGUAAUAGGAAAAUAAUGUGUCAUAGCUCCAAAAGUAGCAUUUUGAAUAUCUGCUAUGUUAGCAACAAUGCAAUUAUUAAAUAUCUCAUAAUGAGAUGCAAUAUUAUUAAUAAUCAUUAAUUACUAAUAAUGAUUAAUAUUUUAUAUUUUAUGAAUAUAAUAUUUUUCUGUAAAGAUCCCAUGGAUCUUAUAAUCAUUAUUGUUGAAUUGUUCUUCUUUGAAGAUUUUGUUUGUUGUAGAUUUUAUCUAAUCAGUUAUUAUGAGUAAUAUAAAUGCUUUUAUAAAGACUAAGUAAGUAAUUUUGUUUUAAACAAGUGAGAGAUUUGUCAGAACAAUCGAACUAUAGUAAAUAAUAUAGUAAGUCAAGAUGCUGGGCAUCUGCACAUCAUUUGUAAACAUUUAUUUUAUAUCAAAUAAACAUCUAUUUUACAUUAAAUGUU
Molecule: messenger RNA, 1071 nt
Organism: Paramisgurnus dabryanus
Lineage: Eukaryota; Metazoa; Chordata; Actinopteri; Cypriniformes; Cobitidae
Product: transcription factor HES-5-like
Biological process (GO): regulation of DNA-templated transcription
Molecular function (GO): protein dimerization activity; DNA binding
Source: RefSeq, a predicted model, not a curated record